CGAGCGGCGCUCGGAUGUUUUCAUUCUGAAUUUAUAAGUCAGAGAGAGGAGGACGCCUUCGAAACAAGAGGGAACGAGAGAAAAAAAAAAUCUUUUUGUUGUUGUUGUGUACGUGUUUGUAUUAGCUUCCGGUGUAAUGUCAGUCCGUCGGGCCGGUUUGGUGCUGCUUUGCGCGAUGUUGGCGGUGACUUGUGCUCGCAGGAGUUCGCCGGAGCAGGAGGAUGUUCAGGAGAAAACCAACAGCGCCAGAUGCACAUCCAGGUGCCUCACUCUGCACAUGACCCAGCUAACCGCUGCUUUCAGACACCUCCAGAGUGACCAAGUCCUGGUUUGGUGUGAAAACCACAGACGCUGUGCUCAGUGCCUUCAGCCAUGCAAAGAACUGUGGGAAACCAGGAAGGUGGCAUCUCCAAAGUCUUGCGAGAAGCAGACAGAGUGUGUGACGAGCAGGGAGUUUCUGGCCUCGUUAAGGUCGUCUCGUCAGGGAGACUGCCCUCCGCCUCAGCGAGCCACAGGAUUUGCCGCGGCCUGCGUGGAGAGCUGCUCGUCAGACCAGCACUGCCCCUCCCCCAGGAAGUGCUGCUCCAAUAGCUGUGGACAUACUUGCCAAGCCCCAGCCAAUCUGUACAAAGGCGUCCCUCUGAAGCCUCGAAGAGACAUUAGCUUUUUGGAGGACUCGGAGGGUCGUGUGAAGGUGACGUGGGUGUCGAAGUUCAACGUCAGCGUGGAGCCCGUCGUUUACAUGCUCCAGUCCCGCUGGAACAUCGGCAUUCACCCCAGUGAAGACCACGCCUCUCCAUGGGCUACUGUAGCCAUGGCGCAGUGUGAAGUGUGGCUGCACGGUCUACCGCCUGCGACUUCCUACCUGCUCUCUGUCCAGACGGUGGCCUACUGGGGUCAGAAGCGACUGAAGAGUCCUAGAGUGCAGCUUGUCUUCACUACCAUCCCUCAUGCAGACUCGACCAAAGGCGACGAUUUCUCCAAUGAGCUCCCCUCUUCUUCAUCUUCCUCUUCAUCCUCCCUUCCCUCUUCUCUUUUGAUCUCUUCUUUCUCGCCUUCUUCCUCUGACCUCCCGGUUUCCUCCUCUCUCCCUCACCCCGAAACCCCUCUGAGCCCCAUUGCCCUUGGAAACCUGCGGCUGGAGGUCGCCGCCCCUCAUUACCAUAACAACCAGCUCCAGGUGAAGGUGUUCUGGAAGUGGCCUCAGCACGUGAGACAGAGACACGCUGGCCCGUACAUUUUGAGGUGGCGACCGCAUACCUGCAGCACUAAUGUGACGAGCAUGGAGAGAACAGCUACGGUGCAGGGCACUCAUCACACCAUCACAGGUUUGCUGUUUGCCUGUAAGUACCGGGUUGCUGUGGCGCUGAAAGCUGACCCACGGUCAGAGGCUGUUGCCUGGCUUACGACCCCGACUUGCUCCUCUGUCAGGGUCAGAGGAGGCAAAAGUUUGCUGUGCAACACUGAGAAGCGCCUCCUGUCAGGCAGAAAGGUAGUACUGCGUCCAGAACGACUGACCGCAGACUUCCAACAGGUCAACGGUACUCUGCUCGCCACCUUUCGCUGGAGGUUGUCCCAGCACGCGCUUCACCCGACAGCUGUCGAGGGUUUCCAGUUUACCUGGACGCUUCAGUCAGAGGUUUCGGGGAAAGCCGAUGGACUGGAAGACACGCUCAUCUCCCAGACACAGACUAUCGCACCGUCUCAGAGGUCUGUGAGCGUCUAUGGUCUUCAGGCCGACAGCGUUUACCAGCUGCAGCUCCAGGUGUUAACAGCAGGGGGCAGCAGUGGCACCGCAGUCUCCAAGACCAUAUAUACUCCAGCUAUCAACACAACGCUUUAAUAGGCUCCAGCUGCAGCACCUCCACCAUCACUUUUCUGUAGUCUUCCACUGUGCACUAAGGGAACAUGACUUAAACUAUAACAUAAAGAACAUUAAUCUCAGAAAUUUAGAUUCCUCUCAGAUUAAAGACAUUUUCUCUUUUGUAUAUUUUUUCCUCUCAUUGAAUCACUUUGCAAAGAUUAUGAAGGUUGCGAGUUGCUCUAAUGGUUGACAGCAUGAGCCUUUAUCAUUUUGUAAGAAUUUUAUAUGAACUGUACAUAUGCACGGUGCCAGUUUGUGUUGGCACCAACAACCACGUCCCUGUUUUAUUUUUCUCAUGUCUGUGAAAAGUGAGACUUCUCGCACGGCUGCGUUUGGUUUAAAGAUGAGAUUCAGUCUAAAAACCUCACGUCACUCGAGCCAAAUGACACUUGGACAGAGACUCUGUGUGUCUGUUGUUUUUGAUCAUGCUAGUAGAGAAAACAUAGCACUGACCUUAUGUACAAUAAGUUAUGUAUAGCAACAACAGGCCGACUGUUAUAUCUCGAUGUAUAAUCUCUGAGGUUAGUGCGGUCUUAAUGUAAGCUCAGACAUUUUCAUAUUUUGUUUUUAACCUGUUUGUUUGCUUGUUUUUACUUUUGUAUAGGUAAAUGUAAUUGUUCGAUCAAAUCUGGGCUGUGUGAAUAAUUUUUUACAUAAUAGUACGCCCAUGUCAUUAAACGAUGAAAGCUAAAACUGCUGGUGUGCAACCGGUAAGUUAAUAUUCUCUUAUGUAACCUUUUCCUGUUCAUAAUUUGUAGUUUAACCUUUUACUUUUUUUUACUAGUAGAUUUAUUUAUUGUUUUCCUGUCCUUUUUUUUGU
Molecule: messenger RNA, 2684 nt
Organism: Neolamprologus brichardi
Lineage: Eukaryota; Metazoa; Chordata; Actinopteri; Cichliformes; Cichlidae
Source: RefSeq, a predicted model, not a curated record